This is a messenger RNA of Trypanosoma rangeli, 783 nucleotides long. Its product is annotated as putative GTP-binding protein typA/BipA-like. The record is from RefSeq and is a predicted model, not a curated record. Gene Ontology annotation, cellular component: plasma membrane. Gene Ontology annotation, molecular function: acetate:proton symporter activity. Lineage: Eukaryota; Euglenozoa; Kinetoplastea; Trypanosomatida; Trypanosomatidae. The transcript has a single exon. The coding region runs from base 1 to 783 and encodes 260 amino acids. Gene Ontology annotation, biological process: succinate transmembrane transport; acetate transmembrane transport.
AUGGAGCCAUCUGUUGCACGGGAAGAACACGAAGAAUCGUUGGAACCAAUCACAGGGAACUCCCUUCAACGUCGCCGGUAUUGCCUUUACAUGAAUGAGGGCGAUGUAUUACGGGCGGAGAGGGGUGAAGCAACCACUUCACAACAGCAGCCGGUGAUAAAAAAGGCUAAUCCUGCUCCGAUUGGGUUGCUUGGUUUUGGCAUGUCAACGAUUCUUCUCAACCUACACAACACUGGGCAGUAUAACCUGACGACAGCGGUGAUUGGAACGGGAAUCUUCUACGGUGGGUUGGCGCAAAUUAUUGCGGGAAUACUGGAGUAUUUACGUGGAAAUACGUUUGGCUAUGUGGCGUUCGUGUCUUACGGCUGUUUUUGGCUCUCGUUGGUUGGCGUGUGGCUGCUACCCAACAAUAGCAGAGAUGAAAAACAAAUACCAUUUUCCACAGAUUCCUAUUUUCUUGGAGUUUACCUGUUACUUUGGGGAAUCUUUACCCUUGCCAUGUUUCUCUGCACAUUGCGGACCAAUGUGGCUCUCAUGACAAUUUUUUUAUCUUUGACCAUACUUUUUGCGUUGUUGGCUGCUGGUAACAUGUCGGGUUCAUCCACAACGAUAAAGGUUGCUGGAUUUGAAGGCAUUUUCUGCGGCAUCUCAGCGUUUUAUUUGGCCCUUGCAGAAAUUAUCAAUGAAACCUACGGCCAUGAGUUAUUCCCCGUUCUACCCGCAGAGAAACUCUACAGCACGCGCAAAUCACAAUCAGGUAAACAGCCCGUACCACCCGUUUGA